AUGGCGGACAGAAAAAAAUCACAAGCAGCUGGCGAUGCGCCGGAAAAGAAAAAAGAUGACAAAAGUAAAGUGAAGAUAAAAGAGGAGCCCGUGGCUGAACCGGAGGAACUACCUAAAACACAAUCGCAAAUCGCGCGCGAGGAGGCAGAAUACAGAUCGAUGUUAAGAAAACAACGUUUCAAACGAAGAUGGCCGGAAAUAACCAAGGUCAAGAUUCGAACCCGACCGUGGCACCCACCUCCACCACCGCAAAGAAUGCCGCGGAUUAUGAUAGAUUUACCUGAGCUGAUAACUCGUAAGUGGGUCCCCCCUUACAUGAAGAGGAGAAGCAGAAGACGGAAGUUACCAAGAAUACCGCCAGAAGAAAUGACACAACCGUUGUACGAAGGAGCUAAGCUCAAGAAGAUCUGGCACAACUUCUGUCAAGUCGAGAAGAAUAAGAUGAUGCUUCAAGGUUCAAUUGGUUGCAACUCGAAGAAAUAUUCGUCGACUGCUUGCGGUUCUCAAACAGCAUGCAUAGCAGUUGUAUGCAGAGCUCUUCUAGAAGAGAAGACUCCCGCAGAACUUGUUAAAUUUGAUGUAGAUGAUAUUAUUGAAUCUGGGGAUAGAUACUACAGGCAAUGUAUGCUCGCUUUAAAGUGUUAUAAAGGCAAACCCCAAUUGAAACUGAAUCAAUUAUUGACGUCGUUCUUUUUUCACGACAACAAGUACACUGUCAAGAUGUCUGAGAUUGAGAGAGGGUUGCUCGCUAAGCAUCCGGAUAAUAUACAGGCUGAACCGGAUUUAAUGGCAUUUAUGGAGAAACGUAUAGGAACAACAUACAUGAUGAUCUUGUCAGCUGGUGACAGACAUUUCCUGAUAUGGGGUCAUCCCCCAGAAUCUGAAAGUGGGAGUCAAGUCAAGACUGUCAGCUAUAUCUUCGACCCCCAUAUGUUGAACGAGUUGGGACAGCCGCAUAAAUUAUUCGGUGCCGGCGCCUUCCUUCGUUACGCUGGGAUAACCUCAUUCGUUCUAGACUUUUUGUCAAACUAUGGAGACCUAGAUGCAGCCAAAAAGGGCACCCCCCGACCUGCCAUAACAUUGACUAGCGUGGAGGUGGUCCAAAAGGAACCGCUUCUACGUGACCCUAAUUAUGAGCUUGAUUUGAAAGCUCUCAAAGUCCACUGUCAGAGCGAGUGGGAAAGCAUGAAUAGGAAUGCGCUGAUUGAGAAAAAGUUGAAGGAGGGUAAAUAUCCUCAAGGUUCUCUAAGUGCGGUGAGUUUGGCCACUUCAAGAGCCACUUCGAGGAAGAAAGUUCAGGAUUUCUACCAAAAAACACCAAAAGAACCUCCCCUCCAACUCCCCGUCCCCCCAGAACGACCACCCCCUGCCCCCACUCAGGAGCAGAUAAUGCAAUUGAGGGGCGAAGAUUUCUUCCUAUACUGCCCCAAAUCAGACGGGCAUGCAUAUGGCAGAGAUGACAUGAUUCCACGACCGAAGUCCGAGACAGUACUACACAGCGUGGUCGAGAUAGCCGAUCAGAAUUACCAUUCUCAAUAUCAUCAAAUAGAUGUGGAUAAGUUCAUACUUCGAGCCACUAGACACAUGGCUAGCUUAAGAUAUCAGACAUUUAAAACGUAUACGGGGGUAGCGUGUUGCGUGGCGGCGCUAGCGAUGUUGAGGAGAUUUAGAGCUAGAGCCUGGAAUGAGGACAUCUUGGACGAGACAUUGGACCUUGGAUAUAAUUUAUUUAGGGAAUCGCUAGUUGAAAGAGGGGGACCAAUAAGAAGACUUGUUUUAGGUGAACUGAAAGAAACGUUCGCGAUAAGAGAUAAGAAGUAUAUGCACAAGGAAAGGGGUAUAGCUGUUUGGGGUAAGCUUAUAUCGACAAAUACAAAAGUUUUAGAUCUCUGUCGAGGUAUCGAAGCUUUCUUUAAGGAAUCCGAUGCUGGUUUACUUCAGAUUCCUGGUGAGUUUGAAGUUGCGAUUUGGAAUGAAGGUGGUAAAUAUUACGUCUACCAUCCGUGGCCCGCGGACAGAUAUGGUUACAAGGUUGGACUUCAAGACGGCGGUAAAGCCUGUCUCCUGAACUUCAACAGAGUGACUCGACUCUGCGAACAUUUUCUAGACAGUGUUGCCGAUUUGAAGAGAAAGCCAUUUAGUAUAUCAGAUAUUUACGUGACUGAGCGAGGAGUUAUGCCCGAGCCGGUUAACAAGUUGAAACCGGUUGCCCCCAAUCGUUGGGUGGUUCGAGGUCGCUUCCACGAGGCCGACGUUCGAUUUCCGGAAGAGCAUCGUGGAAAGCAAGCUACACCAGUGUCGAUAGCUGCCAUAGCUAUGGCACAUGUCCUGGAACCAUCAAACUGGACGCCUGAUGAUAUUGAUGAGACUCUCGUCCGAGGCGACAUUCUGUAUCAAAACACGAUGGAACACCUCGAACGCAUGGGCAUCAAUUUGGAAACCCCUCGCAGUGGGGAAGAGGGAGAGGAAGAGGAAGUGGGGACCACGGGCACGUUGGCGGCUGCCGAUGUACUGACUAGAUUCAGAGUGUCUGAGUACGAUUGUAUUGAAACUGAAGUCAUGGAUUGCGCUUAUAGUGGUCAACUCAACCCAGAACCGGAUAGUGGUGUCCUUUCCCUCAAAGACUCAAUACGCCAACUCUUUAAAGAGCAUACUCAUGCAGUAGUAACGGCUAGAGGCGGUUCCACCGCUAUAUGGAGAUAUGAUGACAGUUACUACUUCUUCGAUCCUCAUGGCUGUGAUGAGAACGGUUAUCCUUCCGAAGAACCAAGAUCAGCGGCGUGUUUAGUAAAAGUCAAGGGUUCUCCUGAUGACCUAGCUAACGUGAUCCUAGGAAACCUAGCGCCUGGACUAGACGACAGUUUUAACUUAUCUCCUAUAAAUGUAAAUGCAAGUAAGCUUAAUGCUGAAAUUGGAGCACCAGAAACUAAAUUAGAGAGUAAAGCGUUCAAUUGGAUAGCAAAAGGCACGGCCGCUAUUAUGAUGGGUCCAAGAGGAGAGAACACAGCGAUUGGAAAGGCUGCUGAAAAAGCUGGUAUUGGGGCGGAAGAUAUGGCAGGUCGAACCUUAGCACUACCAGCUGCGGCAGCCUUCGCAGCUGCCACUGAGUCAGUGCCACCUCCUCAUAUGCAUCAAGAUCAUAUGUACAAUUUCUUGGAUGCGGGUGUCGACUAUUACCUAAAUCAUCUAAAAAAGACUGGUCGCAAAGAAAUCGAACCCAAUGACUUGACGGAGAAAUUCGAAAUGGGAGCAAAUACGUUCUCCAUCGAACUCGACGAACCUAUACGACUACCUCUGAGACUUCCCGAUGAGCCGGCAGGGGAAGGUGAAGAAGAAGCAGCUGAGAAAGAACUCGGUGAAGAAGAGGAAGAAGAAGAAAAAGAACAACCAAUGAAACAAAUCAAGGACGCUCUGUUCAAAAUGUGGAACGAUCCCACGAAACCCACAUCAGUCGCUCUGCUGGUUGGUGACUACCACCAGCUCGGGGUGUGGGUGUCUGCGGGAGGGAAGGUGGUUGCAUUUGACCCGGCCCCCACCAUGGCUAAAGGAAUGUUGACCUUGCAGAGGAUUAAGAAGGGUGAUGAACUACGUAUACAACGUCUCAAAGAAGAGAUGGCGGGAGAAGGUGGCGGUGCAGAGGAAGAAGAUGAAGAAGAGGCUGAAGGAGAGGGUGAAGAGCAACCGGAACCGGAACCGGAAUUCGUACCGCCGGAAUCCUGUCCGGCUCUGAUGGUGUUCGCCAGUCCCGGAGAGUUUAUUGACAAACUUACUCUUCAAGGAGGCCUCGACCGGAAGCAGUGCUUGGCGCCGUACAAGUUGUAUCCGGUUAGAGUGACGAACGAAUUGACGUCAGUUUUGAAGGAGAGGAAGGGAGGGGCUCCUAAAAGCGGUGAUGAUGAAGCCGCAGCUGAUGAAGAAGAGGGUGAGUCUCUGAUAGAACCACUGGAUGACGAAGCAAUAGGCAAGUAUUUUACACGCCUCGGUCGAGCUGUAGCGUCGGUUCGAGGCCGGGUAGCGCAAAACGAAGAUUACUUCCUCGACCAACCGAAUAGGGAUAACCAGGAUGCAGCGAACGCAGUAAUGGGAAUCGUGGUAGACCACAUAGAGCCCUAUAUACACUGGAAACCUAAACUCCUUGAUGCUAUACUAAAGUAUGGUGAUCGACUCUACACGCUGUCUCUACCAAAUGCCUCUUCGCCUCCGAAACUUUGUCCCACUGAGAUCCAGAAGGAAUUUCAUGUGACCAGCUUUAAUGUGAAAUUGGAAAUAGAAGCCGAUGCAGUCACCGGUGAUAUGAAGGCCCGUGAGACUGGAGCUGUUCUUAACCUUCGCAGAGGGCUCCUGAAGUUCUUUGAAUCGAACAAAUACGGCGUCCUGUGCGCCAAAGGCUACUGUGUGGGUAUCUGGCGAGCGGUGGACGACAAAAGUUUUUGCCUGUGGGAGUCCCACGCUACGGGACCCACUGGGUGUUCGUCCCCAGGGGGGGCGGCGGCUCUGGUUCUCUUUGCGAAUGUAGAUCAGCUCGCCGAUACAUUUGCUAAGAGUCUGGAGAAGCUGGCGAGGCCUGGACCGAACAGGUAUACGAUAUCAUCGGUGAAGGUGUUCUGGGAACUAUCCAAGAUUCCUAGUGCCGUCACUGCCCAGGGCGCUGUACCUGAUGAGGGCUACGAGUGGAAGGUUCUGACGGCGUUCGUUGAAACAGCGAGAGGUCGAACAAUACUCCGAGGGACUCGUCCACCAGAUCUUGUAAAGUUUACUCGCGACGCCUUGUUGCAAUCGUCAUGUGGAGCUAUAGUAGGUGUGUGUAUGUCUCACGUGAGACGACCACAUCUCUGGACGAGGAAUACUGUGGAUGAGGUGAUGACGGUGGCAGCUCAGCUUUUCUCUGCCUCCCUGGGCUCUUUGGGCUACGAGUUCAGACCAGGGGAGGAUGUUCUGCUACCCUUGCAAGUGUUGAAGCGCUUCAUCCUUGGCGUGAACUACGUUCGUUACGAUUUACAGCAGGUGUAUAGUGGGAAACUGGAACAGAGGGAGCCAACUGAGAUGACUGUUAGAUGUGCCCUGGAGCGGUUCUUUGAGCAUCAUACACAUGGUGUGUUAUGGUCGGCUCCCCACGCGGUGGCUCUAUGGCGUGUACAGGGUGCUCCGCCCUUUUACAUGCUGGAGCCCCAUGCCUGUGGACCAACAGGACUCAGGGUCGACGCUCAGGACGACGGUGCUGCUUGUGUUUUGACGUUUACAUCAGCAAAGAUGAUGGCUUUUGCAUAUCUCCAAAACAUACCAGUGACGGAAAGACCUAAACAUAACUUCCAAUUAUAUGCCAUCUCGGUGACUGUGCAACCCAUUAAGAAAUUGGGUGGUGUCGACCCACCACUGGUCCGAGCACCGCCUGGAAUCAAACUUGUACCGGCCACUAGUAAGGUCGGCAUCGACGGUACCAAGCGUCGUGCCUCUGAAUCAGACCGGAAGCAUCCGCCGGGAAGUGCCACCUGUGUUGACGCUCAACGCGCUACCGAGAAGAGGGACCAGGAAGAGGGCAAGCUGAAAGGUCAACGCAACACAAGCGGUUGGCUGGUCCUCAACGACGGCACUCAAUUCCUCUCGGCCCAGCAUUCCAUGAACUGUAGGAAAUUCCCAUAUGGAUCUAGAGGGAAUCAGGCGUUAGCGUGCUCAAUAAUGGCGGUCGCGAUGUCCCGCAUCGAAGACGUUUGUCGGUGGUGCUCGUCAACGCUGGACCAGAUCCUGGAGAGCGGAGACCAGCUCUACCAGGACAGCUACCUGCACUUCCGACCUCCUUCGAAGAUACUCGCCAUUGAUCAGAUCCUACGUAAAUUCUACACACCAGGCAAUUGCGUCUGUCGCGUCGUAGUAUACAGGCCGCGACAAAAAGGCGUCGUCGACUCUGACCUUGAACAGCAGAUGAUGGAAUUCUUCCGGGAGGAGAGAUCGGGUGUUCUAGUCGCCGGGAAGGGUGAUUUCGCCGUCGCACUCUUUAGGACGCCAAGAGGUUAUUACAUGUUCGACGCGGCGGACCGCGAUCGCUACGGACGGGCCGUUGCCCCGCCUUGUAUAGGACAUGCCCGGGCUUGUUUCUCGCAGUACCCCAAUAUAAAAUCAUUGGUUGAGAAAUUAGGUCCCAACAUACCGCCAGUUAUCAAAGAAGUUACUGAAGAUGAUGGUAAAGAGGUAAAACAGAAAAAAAACAAAUCGAAAGGAGAAUUGAAAAACGACGAUGAAACAAACAAGGAGGUGAGAUUUGAAGAGCCCUCCACGUUUGUGAUAUACGGAAUGGAUGUUACAAGCUUAAGGAGGCUUAAUCAAUAUGAAAAAUAAUAAAAAUAACUUAGCAAUGGGAUACAAAAUUGUUCGUUUCAAGGGAAACGGUUAUUUUGACCUUUGAAAAGAAAAACCUAAAAACGAUGACUGGAAAUUUUGUAUUCUUUCAUUUUUUAAAAAGGGCUUCUUUCUAAAUUCAGUUACCUAAAUAUAAUCUUUUAACAAUAUUGUAUUUAACUAGUACUCUGUACAAUUAUAAUAACUGUGUUCAGUCAGUUGAUCAAUUAGUCAGUCAGGAUUUCAAUCAGUCGGUCAACCAGGAAAUCAGUCAGUCGCAGUGAAUACUAAAACGUGUUCGUCAGUUAGCAUGACAGUACAUAUUGUCAACAUCAUAACAGUCAGAUUAAGCUGGACUGUUAUGACUGAUUGAUUGAUCAAUCAAUUGGAAGACAGUUAAAUUGAAAGGCUUAUACUUGUAUAAAAAUAAUAUCGUCUUGUCAUUGUGACCACAUUUCGUUGAUUAUGUAUUGGUUUUAAAUAAAAAUGUUUAUAGUA
This is a messenger RNA of Melitaea cinxia (Glanville fritillary), 6831 nucleotides long. RefSeq lists its product as uncharacterized. The coding region runs from base 1 to 6333 and encodes 2110 amino acids. The record is from RefSeq and is a predicted model, not a curated record. Lineage: Eukaryota; Metazoa; Arthropoda; Insecta; Lepidoptera; Nymphalidae. The transcript has 50 exons.